AUGGCUGUUACGGAUAGGCAAUUGCAAGGUGCUUCGUUCCCGAUCGCUUCAUCCACCUUAUGUACUGUGCCUUAUACACAAACUCACUAUCCUCGUUCAGACCCUCACAAAGCACAUUCGGUCAGUCUAGGCGGUCCCAUAACAAACGGCCUGGAUAAAACUAACGUGGGUCAAGACAAUCCGGUUUCGGCUCCUGUCCAAUUCCCGUCUGAUCCACACCCAUCCGGUCAUUCUCUUCCGCAUAGUCAUCAUGAACUGGACACUGAUGCUGAUUCCUCGGCAUUCACCGACCUCAGUCAGGUUUCGUCUGCUUCACGCAAUGGUCAUCGACAUACUGACCGAACGUCCUCUUCCUCUGCCCAUCAACAAUCUCCACCUUAUUCUCUGGAUUUAUCCCAACUGUCUGAUCCCAAUCGGAUAGCUGAACUCAAUAGACGGAAUCGUUUGCAACCAAUGCAUUUACGUACCAGUUAUCCGGUGGAGACUCAGACCGCUAAUCCGGAGAAGGUCGCAGUAGCCUUACGACAGUUGAGUUCCAAAUCACAAGGCAAAGACGAGCUGAACGGGUUCCGAAAACAAAACGGCACGGUUACCCUAUCCACCGUUCCGGAAGAAUACGGGAAUGUUCUUCGGGAGAUGGGCGAUGAAAACAUGGCUGACCCAUCACAAUCCUCAUCGCGACGCACGGAUUCAUCCACUGCACGUAACACAGAUCGUUUGUCGAAGUCUGGCUCCCAAUCCGAUCGUAGCGAGCUGAUGGCUCGUUCCACACGGGUAGCAGCGGGCUACCGUCCGAUUCCGAAAAAUCUGAACUCAAUCACAGACGCUUUGAUUGCGGCAUCUGAUGACCCAUCCACAAUGGUUGCGGCCCUGGAAAUGCAGUUGACUCGAGCUGCUCUUAUUGGGUCAAAGGAAGAAACAUCUCGGAAAGCACAAGAAGUAGACCCAUCGCAAUCUCCUCCAACACUAUCAAUUCGGUCUUCCCGCGGGUCGGUACACUCCGAUAAACAGAACAGCUCGAUUGCUUUCGAAAUUCUAUUGGAUCCCGCCUCAACCAAGCCCCGCCGCUUACCUGCACCUCGUGCGAACUCGUCGGCUAUUGUGCGCCGGCUUCCCGGAUCAAAGAAUUCCGUUUCUCGACCCAUCACCCACCCACACAACGGUGCGCAACAGUUUCCCUCGGCUAAGUUGCCACUGGCUUCAACGCUACCAACACCAUUGCAGCGAAAUCCUAAGGUAAAUAAAAUCAUGUCCUUUUAUUUAAAAUGGCAUGCAAUGAUAUUAAUUCUCCUCACGUUCAGUUUGGAGUGUUGCUGA
Molecule: messenger RNA, 1317 nt
Organism: Echinostoma caproni
Lineage: Eukaryota; Metazoa; Platyhelminthes; Trematoda; Plagiorchiida; Echinostomatidae
Source: the annotation of a GenBank genome assembly